CUCGCAUAGGUGAAACCAGUAAAAGGUACGUGCAGAGCUGUACCAGCCAACCCAUACAAACCUUGGAAAUCAACAACGUCCAUCAAUACGGUACCUAUCUACCUACCUACCUCAACAGCCAGCCACUCGUUCUUUCCUUCCCAAGCGUAGCGUAUUUCACCAAGUCCGCUUUACAAAUAUGUUAUUAUAGCUCAUUGGCCUUGAAACACAUCACAAUGGCCGGCUCAUCACCAGCCCGCCGCAGCUACCAGUGGUCGAGUCCCCAGCAAUCAGUCCUCUCCGAUAUCCUGUACGAGGAUCGGAACUCUGAGGCUCGCCAUAAGCUUCUUCUCGAGACGGCAAAGCGCGAACAUGAGCGAGUCCGGGCCGAGGCCGAGAGGAUCUAUAAAGAGCAUGUCCAAAAAGAAGAGCGCAAUCGCCUGCUCGAGGCCAAACGGAACGAGGAGGAGAGAAUCAGGUUGGAGGAGCAAAUCGCCGCAGACCGUCUCAGAUUGCAGGCCCUCAAGGCGAAGAAGGUUACCAUCCCACCUCUCCCUGAGCCUCAACCGGAUCCAGCGCCGCGGGCAGCGCCGCCAGCACAAUCGGCCAGCGCAAAAACCUCGACCGCAUCGCCGGCCACCCAUGGAACUGUUGCGAAGAACAGUCCACUGGCACAACCUCCUAGCCUUCUUGGUGGAGCAGGUUCUCAGGAACCAGCUACGCAGAAUCCAUUCUCGUCAACAAAGCCGAACCCAUUUGCGCCUCGAGCGGCCCCUCCUGCAUCGCCGGGAGCACAACAACCAAGCUCCCAACCCUCUGCGGCCAAGAGUAACCCUUUCGCACCAGCUCAAUCGGCACCCCAAACCAAUGGGACGGCAACAUCCCAGGUUACACGCACCCCCGCUACCUCAGAUGCCAUACAGCAGGCGGAUCGAUACGUAGUCAUCCACAGAACCCUGAAGCAGUUACGGAAAUCCAUGGACCAGCAGAUUGGAAUGAACCCCGCUCUGAAGUCUAGGAUGGGAGAUAUGCGAAGGGAGGUUCGCAAGACUGUCGGCCAGCUGACUACUGGCACCGGAGUGAAUAGGCAGCAGAUCAUCCGAUUGGUAAACCUGCUAAAGGAGGCUAUGGCGAACUCGGCACGGAGCCAGCUUAUCGACGCAAGCCUCUUUGUCGUGGAUCCGCGAGACCCGGUGGAUGGGGCUCAGCACAACGAGCCUCAACUUCCGUCGCUGUUCCUUUAUCUGCUGAACAUAUUUGCAAAGGCUGCCAUCAGUCAGUUCAUCAGCGAAGGUGGUGCAAAGCCAGACACGGCUGACCCCAUCGGCAUUGUGGUUGCCGAUAUCUUCUCCAACCCCGACUUCCACUGGCGCGGGAAAUCCCUCAUCGACAUCCUACUUGCAAAGUACCGCGUCUGUUGCCCCGUCCUCUUCGGCUACCGAGGGAGCGAAAAGACGGAGCAAGGCCGGCAGAGGCUCGGCUGGAUGAGGGAGGGUGGCGUCUGGGUGGGAGACCAGCAGCACAUGGACCGCAUGACGGGUCUUGGUGCCGGAUUUGCUGCCAUCUCUCUCCGGAAUUUCGGCAAGUCGAAGAAGCAGAACCCGUACCCGCCCACCAAUUACUGGACGGCUAUGGCAAGAAUUGUCAACACACCUCCGGCAGAGAUCUCGAACACGCAGGGCGUAGUCCUGAAAGCAAUGAUUCAGAACUUUGAAAAGAAGUUUCUGGAUGCUUACGGAAAUGCUGCUAUCGCAGCUCUGCGACUGGCCUUGAUCGCAUUCCCCGCUAAGGCUCCGGUAAAGACUGCGGCGAUAAAUUCGUUGCACGUCCUGGCGCAGAUGCUGGAGAGGGAUACUGGCUUGAAGCUUGAGUGAUAGAAGCCCUGCCAAAGCAUGGGUAUGGCGUUUUGGGCAUUGGUAGCGGCGUCUAGCAUCAUUCCGGCUCUGUGGAACCGAAAAAUACCUCUGGGAUGAUUUUUUCGGCGCAUAAGGAGAGGCGUUGCCUAUGGUAGUAGGAUAUCAAUCAAUCAUCCUCAACAACUGCAAACGCAGUUACUUGUAGGCUAUAUAGACAACUCUGCGAAAGAAAAAGAAAAACACCAUUUACCUAACGCCGUGUCCCCGAAGCUCGUCUAAUG
Phialemonium atrogriseum is the source of this 2116-nucleotide messenger RNA. Its product is annotated as putative RNA export mediator protein. NCBI's taxonomy places the organism in Eukaryota, Fungi, Ascomycota, Sordariomycetes, Cephalothecales, Cephalothecaceae. The transcript is spliced from 2 exons. Gene Ontology annotation, biological process: poly(A)+ mRNA export from nucleus. Gene Ontology annotation, cellular component: nuclear pore; nuclear pore cytoplasmic filaments; cytoplasm. Gene Ontology annotation, molecular function: inositol hexakisphosphate binding; phospholipid binding; translation initiation factor binding. The record is from RefSeq and is a predicted model, not a curated record. The coding region runs from base 216 to 1853 and encodes 545 amino acids.